AUGUCACGCGUAAUGGCGGAGCGCGUUCAAUCAUCCUACAUUCCGUCAGUCAGCGCCCGGCCGGCGAUGGAGGCGGACGAGUGUUACGACAGCGCGUCCGCGUCGUCGCCCGGAGCGGAGCAUGCCGACCCGCAGACUCCGCCGCACUACAACGCGGAGCCCGAGAAGGAGUUCAUAUUAAAGUACGAAUCGUUGCCACAGUUGUGGGACACGUCGGAUAUCCGCUACAGCAAUAGAUUUGAAAGAUACCGAGCUUUAGGACAACUGCUGCCGAUAUAUCAAAAGGUUAAACCUUACGCCACAAUAGAAGACAUUAAAAAGAAAAUAAACUCCCUACGGUCCAAUUACCGAAGGGAGUUGAAAAAAUACAUCGCAUCGAUGAAGACGGGAGGGAGCAUUGUAUAUUAUCCUAAAGUAUGGUAUUUCCCGUAUUUAAACUUUUUAAGAAAAUUGGAAAACGACGAUGACCAGGAUGAAAGGAUGCAAAGAGUUGAGAAAACUGAGAGCACGCAAAGUAUCCAGGAAAACAGAUCAUCGAAGCCAAAGAGUAUACUACAAUCACUAUGUUCGGAGCCCAAAUCGAGGUCACCGGUCCCGACGCUAAAAAUGAGGAAGAAAUUAUAUCAAGAGAAGUUCCGUCCCAGCCACUAUUCACCCAAUCCCUACCAAAACCAGCACCAGUGCCCCAAAAUCUCGAACCCACUAGCGUUAGAAUGGUCCCAAACAUUGGCAAGGCUGGAUCCUCUUCAAAGGUUGUAUGCGAAGAAGGCUAUCAAUGACGUGCUUUUUGAAGCUGAACUGGGCAGCCUACAUAAACAUUCCGUGCGCAUCAACGAGGCCAGCUCGUAUUACAUCCGAACGUCACCCGACGAAAUGUCCGGUGCUGAAGAUUUGGCGGAUCCCCCAAGUUCGUCAAUACAGAAAUCGGAUCCGAUUUCAGUCAAAACCAAUGAUUCAACUUCAGAUGUGGACUGUAAAUUUCCCAUCACCUUUUUGCAUUGCAAUCUCGAAAAUGAUACGCACAGGCGAGAAACUGAGUUCGGAGAUUGAGAACAGAAGUUUUUUUUUUUUAUGAAAUUAUGUUUUUAAUAAAGAAUGU
Messenger RNA from Pararge aegeria (speckled wood butterfly), 1099 nucleotides. RefSeq lists its product as uncharacterized. NCBI's taxonomy places the organism in Eukaryota, Metazoa, Arthropoda, Insecta, Lepidoptera, Nymphalidae. Bases 1 to 1050 code for a protein of 349 amino acids. The record is from RefSeq and is a predicted model, not a curated record. The transcript has 3 exons.